UUCGCCCGGUGCAGCGGCGGGAGAACCGGGGGGGCCGCGCAGCGCCGCGCUUGGGCCGGACGCGCUCCUGCUGCCGGACUGGCCCGCCGGAGACUGCAGAAAUGUCUUCCUUCAAAAAUAAAGGACUAAUACUGGGUAUAAUGGCAGGGACUGCUGGAAUAAGCCUGAUGCUGAUUUGGUACCGCAGGAGCAGAAAACCUGGUGCAGCUGUGCAUAUACCUCCGUUCCUUGAUGUAGGUAACAGGCUUAAUUCUGUAGGUUUGCUCCAUGAAGGUCCUAAUGAGCAAGGAGUAGUAAUGGUUUUACAUGGAAGACAACUGCAGAUACUAGAAAAAUUGAAUGGCUUGCUAGUAAGUGUGGAAGAACUGAAGAGAGAAGUGCAGUUUUUGAAAGAAGCAAUUCCAAAGCUUGAAGAGCUUGUUCGAAAUGAACUUCAAGGGAAGGGAGAUGUUCAGAGAGUUAGCCCAUCACACAGAGCAACAAAGCGGAGAAAAGCUGAGACAGCUUCUGGUGCACAAGAAGCUACCAGCUCUGAGGAGGCCGAAAGUGAAGGAGGUUAUCUUACAGCUCAUACUGAUUCUGAAGGAGACUCUGAGGAAGAAAAGGAAUGUAUGAAAUCACCUGAUGCUACUGUGAAAUCAGAAGAAGAGUUAUUUAAUCUUUUACAGCAGGUGGACAGUUUGCACAAGGGUUCAGAGGAUGAUAAAAAGGAGGCCUUCAGAUUGCUGCUUGAGAAAGAUGACAAGUAUGAAAACUGUGUGGACUUUCUUUGGAGACUUGCACGAUCUUAUGGAGAUCUGUUUGAGAUGACCACUGAUGCUGUGCAGAAGAGGAAAUAUGUUACUGACGGAAAGAUUAAAGCUGAAAAGGCUGUUCAGCUGGAUGCCAGGAGUGCUGAGAGUCACCAGUGGUUUGCAAUUAUGUGUGGCUAUAUGUCUCAGUUUGAAAGUGUACAAAACAAAAUCAGGAAUGGUUAUCUCUUUAAGGAGCACCUAGACAAAGCAAUUGAACUUAAGCCUCAAGAUCCUUUUUUAUAUUACCUAAAUGGAAGAUGGUGCUAUUCAGUAGCUCAGUUGUCUUGGAUUGAAAAGAAAGUAGCUACUGCUCUCUUUGGGACUCCACCAACUUCAACAGUAGAAGAAGCAUUGCAGAAUUUCCUUAAGGCAGAAGAAAUGCGUCCAGGAUAUUCCAAAUGCAAUUAUGUGUAUUUGGCAAAGUGCUAUAAAGAUCUUGGCCAGAAAACCAAGGCACUGAAGUACUGUGAUUCUGCACUGUCAGUUCUCUCAGUUACUAAUGAGGAUAAAGAGGCCCAGAAAGAUUUAGAGGCUUUACUUCUUACACUGAAGCUGUGAUUCUACGCACUGCUUAACUCUUCACCCUGUGAUAAAAUUGGAAAUCUAAAAUGAAAUCUAUAGUGACUGGGAACUGGGGGUGAAUUUCAGCUAAGUCAAUGGGAAACCUGUCAUUGAUACUGGUUGGCUUGGAUCAUGAGCUUUAAGUAUCUAGUGAUUAUGAUAUGAAAAUUAUGCAUUCAUUUUUAUUAUUUAUAAUCUUGUACUGAAAUUUAAUUUUAGAGUGCUGACACUGUGAGUCUGAUUCUCUGAACAUGAAGUCCACUGCUGGCAAUGGACAUACUGGGGGUUAAAAUUCAAAAUGCAUAAAACUUACUCUUUGAAAGAUUAAUUGACUAGUAUUUGAUGCCAGCAUAGAACUGUGUGUAGCAAAAACAAACAAGAUGUUUCUAUAGUAAACUAUAUUUAUAUCAACUACUUUACACUGAUGUGUAGGAAAGAAAAUAAUUAAUGUUUUUGUUUACACGUUAUUUCCCUAAUGUUAUAAAAUUAGAAUCUUGUUGCAGUUAAAAAAACUCAGUUACCUCCACAAAGCUCUUUUUACUUUAAACUGGCUGUUGGUUUUACAUGGCAAUGUAAAAUGUUUAUAAUUAAAUAUUGAAGUUAUAUUUUAUUUGUAUUAUCAAAUACAAUACUAAAAAUGAGAUCAACAAAAUUAAGUGCUUUAGAUUAAUCUAUUACAGAUGCAAUGUUUAAUGGAUUUAUUACAGGACCUCUGUCAAGUUUGUGAAUUUGUGAAUUCUGGCUCUUUCUCUUUGAACAGUUGCCUAACAUGGUGGCACUGGUGUGUCUUCAGAGGACCUAGUCCAGCACAUGACCAUCACUAACCUUUUAUAUCGUCUGUAUAACAUAACCUGUGCAUAUAGAAGUAGACUAAUUAAAGAGCUACUACUUCUGUCUGACUGUGAAGGACAGCAAUGUUUUCAAUAAAAUAUAGCAGGUAGGGAAAGAAUUUUGUUCAUCAACAGUUUGAUCCAGAAUUCACCAAAGUUUGUAGAAAAAAUGCCAACUUUCAUUGGCUGUUCAUUCAGCAUCUUAAUGGAGAUGGAAAGAGUGUUUCUAGAAGAAGGAAGGAUUUCUGUUAAAGGAAAUACAACUGGAUAAGACAAUGCACAUUCCCUUGAUCUAUUGGAUGUAUAAGAUAACGUGAAGCAGUUUAUGACUUACACAGGGAGGGCUUGUAUGUAACCAAAAAAUUGAACUAGCAACUGGGGCUUUCAUUUUGGACAGGUGGGGGACAGUGACAUUAGCUUCUAGGCAAGUAGAAACUACAGUCACCUCAACAAUUAUUUCCAAGUUGGGUGGCUAUGAAGUAGUAUGCAUACAUAUGACUGAAGUAUCUCAUAGUAAGAAUGAACUUAUUAAUCACAGAAUGUUAGAGGUUGGAAGGGACCUCUAGAUGUCUAGUCCAACCUCCCUGCCAAAGCAGGACCACCUAGCUCAGACCACACAGGAAUGCAUGCAGGAAGGUUUUAAAAGUCUCCAGAGAAGGAGACUCUACAGCCCCUCUGGGCAGCCUUUUCCAGUGCUCCAUCACCCUUACAGUAAAGGUGUUUCUCCUGAUUUUGAGAUGGAAAUUCCUAUGUUCCAACCUAAACCCAUUAUUCCUUGUUGUAUUACUGGGCACCACUGAAAAGAGAUUGGUCUCCCCCUCUUGACACAACUUUAACAACAGAAGGCAAUAGAAACAGCAGACUGGGAGCAUUAAAAUGUGUUGAGUUACACUUGAAUUUAGCCUGACACUGUGACUCCCCAUAAAAUAUAUAGAUGUCCUUUCAAAAAGUAGAGCUGUCCGUUACUUGUGUAAGAUACUGCUGAACAAAAUCUGAAAGUCCAGAACUGAUUCUGAGUUCUUGAUGUUACCUUCAGAGUUUUCAUUAUGCUGAAGGUCUUCACAAAUCAUAAUAUGAGUUGUAAUUGUUUUAAUGUUUGUUCUGAGGGAAAAUACCUCUUUUCAAUUCCAAUGUUCUCUUUUUUCCCCACACAAUUUCAGAGAAAAGAGGAAAUAUCAUGAAAUUAAUCCUAUCAAAUAAUUCCUUCUGCGAUAGAAUAACCCACUUGUGAGCAGAGAAGCUGCAGAGGUGAUGCGUCUUGAUUUUGAUUAGAGGCUUUUGGUAAAGAGUGCUUUUAACAUUUUCAUAGCCAUUUAAAAGAAGAAUAGUUUAAGUGGGUCUACAAGAUUGAUUUCUACUAAGGGUUGUUGUUAGCAAUGCACAGUUGCCUAGGAGGAUAUAAUAAGGAAGCCUUUACUUAGAACAGUUUUAUGCUAAUUGAUGUAAUUUAUAAAAGAGAUUUGAAUUAUGCAAUAGGUGUUUCCUUUACAAGCAAUUAUUGUAGGUAAAGGCUGAAAUUGUAACAGAGGAAUAGAUUAGAACAAGAAGUUAUUUAAAUGAAGUUGCUGAAAUUAGGUGACAUAAGUGCAAUUCACCUCAUUAAAGGCAUAUACAAAGUACUGAAUUGAAGUAAAUAACAGAUAGAAGAUGGAGGAGAGUGGGCUAAUUGUGGUAAUUCUGUGGAAAAGGAGGUGCAGAUUCCUGUGAGAGGCAAGCUAACCAUGGGUCAGUAGUGCCAUGUUUAUGAAAUGGCAAAUUUCAUACUAGACUGAAUAAAUAAUCAUCCCCCAUUAAAUUCUCAUGAAAUAACCUUUUACUCUAAUUAGGCCUUAUAAGGUCUAAUGAGGUCUGAGCUGGAAUACUAUAUCCAGUUUUAGGCACCACACUUUGGGGAGGCUGAGGGCUUAUUGGAAAGAGUCCAGCAGAGGGAGACAAGAAAGAUGAGAGUGCUAGACAACAUAAUUUUGUGUGUAAAAAUUGAAAGAAUUUGGUUUGUUUAGUCUGCAGGAGCAAAGACUAAAGGAGUUUUCACGAUUGUAGAAAGCUAUUUCAAAGAAGACAGUAGGAAAAGAAAAAAAAAAGCAACCAAGAAACCUUGUCCUCCAAGCCUCCUGUUCAUAGGACAAGAAGUAAUUGCCUACCUUUAGAUGAGGCCUCAGAAAACAGCCUUGAUGGUAACUUUGCAAAGCCCUGCAGUACAUUUCCUGAAAACAUUAUAGAAUCAUUUACAGAAGUUUAAAAGUCAAACAAAGAAGACUGUAAACACUGGCAAUGUUUAAGGUACAUUCUUAAUUUCAUCCUCUGACAGAGGCUGGACUAGAUGACUUCUUAAGAUCCCUUUGGGCCUUGCUGCCCCUGGGUAGUGCAUGACUCCAGCCCCCCACAAGCCACAGGCACUUCUGGGUUUCUAGUUGGUGGGAUUGCAUUUGCACACAUUGGUUCUGCAUUGAGGCCCAGCAUUACUAAGGAAUUUGUGUGGUGAAACUUAUACCAAUGUGUUUCAAGACUUGAAUUUAAAUAUGUGCAUUAUGACUGCCCUUAACUAUUUAUUUCUCGCACGUGUGGGUUUAAUCCACAUGGUUACGUUUUAUAAUGAAAUUUCUGUUUUAUAAAUAAAAUUACUGAUCUUUCUUUUCAGCAUUCUGAA
Molecule: messenger RNA, 4832 nt
Organism: Calypte anna (Anna's hummingbird)
Lineage: Eukaryota; Metazoa; Chordata; Aves; Apodiformes; Trochilidae
Gene: RMDN2
Product: regulator of microtubule dynamics 2
Exons: 11
Coding region: 102-1352 (416 amino acids)
Cellular component (GO): spindle microtubule; cytoplasm; mitotic spindle pole
Molecular function (GO): microtubule binding
Source: RefSeq, a predicted model, not a curated record